CUUCUUCUUGGUGCAUUGAUUCCGUCAAAUAUUCUCUUUUUUUUUCAGCAAUUAGAACUAAUCACACCCUUUCAGCUGUAUUUCAACCCUGAAUUAAUAUUUAAGCACUUUCAAGUAUGGAGGUUAAUCACAAACUACUUAUUCUUUGGACCAGUGGGCUUUAAUUUUUUAUUUAACAUGAUCUUUUUAUAUCGUUACUGCCGAAUGCUCGAAGAAGGUUCUUUUCGAGGUCGGACGGCAGAUUUUGUAUUUAUGUUCCUUUUUGGAGGACUUUUAAUGACUCUUUUUGGCCUGUUUGUGAACCUGGUUUUCUUGGGUCAGGCAUUCACAAUAAUGCUCGUGUAUGUAUGGAGCCGCAGGAAUCCCUAUGUCCGUAUGAACUUUUUUGGUCUUCUCAUCUUUCAAGCCCCGUUUCUACCCUGGGUGUUGAUGGGCUUUUCACUGCUUUUGGGGAACUCCAUCAUUGUGGAUCUCCUGGGCAUUGCCGUUGGGCAUAUAUAUUUUUUCUUAGAGGAUGUCUUUCCCAAUCAGCCUGGUGGUGGAAGGCUUCUGAGAACACCAUCUGUCCUGAAAGCAAUAUUUGAUACACCAGAAGAUGAUCCUAAUUACAAUCCCUUGCCAGAAGAACGACCAGGAGGAUUUGCAUGGGGAGAAGGUCAGCGCCUUGGAGGCUAAUAAUUGUCUGUGCCAAAACCCAGCGACAACUGGGAGAGACUGAGCUGAAUGAAGUUCCAUCCUGAGGACUCAUUCCCUGUGCAGAAAGGACACUUUUUGACAGCUCUAUGGUUUUGAAUACAAGCACUUUAUGAAAUGGUGGUCUAAUCCAAAACACUUCCAGACUACCAGUGUCUGUUUUAGCCGGAAUUUGUUGUGCUGGUAAUGAAAAUACUAAUCCAGUGGAGCCAAAAACUUAAAACUGGAAACAAUUUCUUGUCAACUUCAGUUAACAAGACCAUGAGUACUUGUUUUAAAGUGAUUUCUAAAGCAUUUUUUUUCAAGUAUUUGAUACAGGAAACUAUAUGGGAAACUUUACAGGGGACAAAACCAACUUUCGGGGUUUUAACUCAUUUUUUUAUUCUUGGAUAAAACAGCUACAAGAUGGCUGAAAGUGUAAGUCCCUACUUCAAUGGCAAAAGGUUUUUUAAUCUGA
Messenger RNA from Tauraco erythrolophus (red-crested turaco), 1150 nucleotides. NCBI's taxonomy places the organism in Eukaryota, Metazoa, Chordata, Aves, Musophagiformes, Musophagidae. The record is from RefSeq and is a predicted model, not a curated record.